Alternaria rosae is the source of this 1814-nucleotide messenger RNA. RefSeq names its product CTLH/CRA C-terminal to lish motif domain-containing protein. NCBI's taxonomy places the organism in Eukaryota, Fungi, Ascomycota, Dothideomycetes, Pleosporales, Pleosporaceae. Bases 172 to 1443 code for a protein of 423 amino acids. Gene Ontology annotation, cellular component: nucleus; GID complex; cytoplasm. The transcript is spliced from 3 exons. Gene Ontology annotation, biological process: proteasome-mediated ubiquitin-dependent protein catabolic process. The record is from RefSeq and is a predicted model, not a curated record. Gene Ontology annotation, molecular function: protein binding; ubiquitin protein ligase activity.
GCGAGCUCGACGCCAACUCCAAUCAGCCAACACGACGGUCAUGGACAGCGGCAGAGAGCUCUGCUGGCCAGACAACAGCUAUUCACUGCUAGCUGACCCGAGCUCUGCUACCUCUACUCUCUACAAACCAUCAUAACCACCGCCCCCGGGCAUACCAUCACUAUCAACACCAUGGACGACCUCCGCGAGCAAGUGGAGCUGCUGGAGAGCAGCGCCAACCUCUCUACCAGCAUCGACGAUGUGCAAAAUGCGAUAGACAUGCUGACGGCAGCUCGCGCUAAGAUCGCAGCUGACCCCAAGACGGCGCCUGUGACCCUCGCGAAACUCCAGGACCCAUUCAAGAGGUCUCUGGACGCGGUAAAUAAAGACCUCAAGCCAAUCUACGCUGGCCUGAACAAGUAUGGCAAGACGCUGGACAAAAAAUUCAAAGACAAGCCCCUCCCCUCCGCCGACAACGAUGCGCUCUCCUCGCACCCCUCACUCAUCAACCGCGCCAUCGCCAUGCACCUCCUGCGUGAAGGCCAAUUCGACGUAGCAUCCACCUUCAUCGAAGAAGCGCGCAAACAACCACCUCACCCAGAACCCACGCCCAACACGCCGAAUCCAUACAUACGCGAAGCCUGGGAAAAAGAUCUAGCAGAAGGAACCUUCAACUCGGAGCAACUCCAACAGCAAUUCGCCGACAUGUACCACAUCCUGCACCAACUCCGGCACGAGCGGAACCUGGCCCCCGCCAUCCAAUGGGCCCGCGAACGCAGCGCCCUCCUCGAAGAACGCGGCAGCAACCUAGAAUUCGAGCUCUGCCGCCUGCAAUUCGUCUGUCUCUUCGACACAUCAACCGCCACCAAUGACGACUCCUUCAUGUCCGACUCGUCGGACGAACAACCCCCCACGGGCCCCCUCUCCGCCUGGACCUACGCCCGACGCGAAUUCCCCCCCUUCCAAAAGCGCUACGCCCGCGAAAUCCAACAACUCCUCGGCGCCAUGGCCUUCUACCAAAACAUACCCACAUCGCCCUACCACCGCCUCUUCUACAACACCACCGCCUGGGAUGAAGUCGCACAGUCUUUCAACCGCGAGUUCUGCUCCUUACUCGGUCUCUCCGCCGACUCCCCCCUCUUCAUUGCCGCAACAGCUGGCGCAAUCGCCUUGCCCUACCUGCUGAAAAUGCAAUCUAUAAUGAAGGAGAAACGAACGGAAUGGACGACGCAGGAUGAGCUACCUGUGGAGAUUCCACUGCCGAGUCAGUACCAUUUCCACUCCAUUUUCGUGUGUCCAGUGUCCAAGGAGCAGAGUACGGAUAAGAAUCCGCCCAUGAUGAUGCCGUGUGGCCAUGUUAUUGCGCAGGAGAGCUUGGAGAAGCUGUCCAGGGGCACCAAGUUCAAGUGUCCGUAUUGUCCCAAUGAGAGUAGUCCUGGUCAGGCGUGGAAGGUUAUACUAUAGAGUAGCAGUGGUAGUGGCGGGAGUGGGAGUCUGAGUGGAUGGGACAUGCAUAUGCAUACGAGAGAAAUGAAGGGCAAGGAGAGUUUCUGGACGUUUGUGGAGAGGAUAGAGAGCGUUUACGGGUAUAAUCUUGGGUUGCAGGAUUUGGAACCGUAUGGGAUGGGCGAUGAUGUUUGUAAAGUGGCUGUUCCGGCGGACGACGGAGAUGACGAUGGAGUGGUGGAGGAGUGCUAUGUGGUGUUCUAGCGUUUGGGCGUUACAGUAUCGUGGAAAUCUUUGUCUGCUGCGUCGUAGUAUCAUGGUAUUGCUGCAUGGACAGUUCUUUGCUAUGCAUCCCCGCUACAAUGAACAAAUAACUUCAAUACAUCUUG